AAUCGUGAAAUUGACGUGUCCGGGUAAAUUUCACAAAUUUAGUCAAUCUUUUUAAAUGAAUCGCCGGAAUGGCUGGGCAAAAAUUUGAGUACGAUGAAACGGGCAAGUCAUUCCUGUAUUUCAUCUUGUCAUUUUUGGCGUUAAUUUUGAUCCCCUCAUCGUUUUAUCUGUGGCCUAAAAAACAAUCCAAAGAAGUCGAGGACAAGGAUGUGUGCCAGUGCGAAGGAUGCGUCAACAAACGCCUGGAAUUGACAAAACAGAACAAAAGUCACGUCAGAUCGUUCUUCAUCAAGACCGCAAUUAUCGUGGGAUGGAUAAUUUUCGCUCUUGUGGUUUACAAAGUCUCCCAAUUCGAUUAUGAACUGGCGAAUUUCGAUCCGUACGAGAUAAUGGGAGUGCCGCCGGGUGCUACAACCGCCGAAAUUCGUAAAAUGUACAAGAAAAUGUCGCUUGUGCUGCAUCCGGAUAAGGAAACGGGUGACGAAAAGAAGUUUAUGAUGCUUACGAAGGCAUAUCAGGCCUUGACUGACCCCGAAGCGCGGAAAAAUUGGGAAAAAUAUGGAAACCCGGAUGGACCUGGAGCAAUGUCCUUCGGAAUUGCACUUCCUUCGUGGAUUGUCGAGAAAGAUAACUCCGUUUAUGUGCUCGGAUUGUACGCGCUGGUGUUUAUGGUAGCAUUACCCGUUGCCGUAGGUACUUGGUGGUAUCGUUCGAUCCGUUUUAGCGGCGACAAAGUCUUGCUUGACACGACGCAGAUGUAUUUCUACUUUUUCCACAAGACCCCGAUGAUGGCGAUGAAACGUGUCAUCAUGAUUUUGGCUGCCAGUUUGGAAUUUGACAAGCGACACAACUCCCAAGUCGUCGAAAGGCAAUCCGAUAAUGACGAAGUCCCUCAAUUAAUCAAACAACUCCCGAAUUUGAACGAAAAAUGCAAAGAAAUGCCACUUUGCCGGACUUAUUCGAUCAAAACUCGGGCAAUUUUGCACGCACAUCUCAGCCGAAUCCCCUUAAAUCCCGAAACGCUCGACAAAGAUCGUCAAUUUAUCCUGAAAAAGUGUCCCUACUUGAUCCAAGAGAUGGUUUCGUGCGUCAAUCAACUCAUAAUCUUGGCAUAUGCGCGUCGCAUCUCCAAAUUACCGCACAUCGAAACGAUCGAGAACUGCAUGAAAUUGUCGCCGCUCAUCGUGCAAGGCCUGUGGGAGUUCAAAAGUCCCCUGCUUCAACUGCCUUACCUCACGGACGACAAUUUGCGGUAUUUUGUGGCAAAAAAACGCCCCAUACGCACACUCCAGCAAUUCGCACAACUUUCGCCCGAGGAAACGCGCAGCAUUUUGCGAAAUCUCACCGAAACGGAAUACGAAAAUGUCAUGAAAGCCCUCGGAAAUAUGCCAGUUGUGGAUUUCAGCAUACGAUGCGAGGUUGUUGACGACGAUAACACAAAUGUCGUGACGGCGGGAGCUAUUGUUACCGUUACGGUGUUCCUGAAACGUCGAAAUAUGAGUGAAUUAUUCGGCGCAUCGACAAUUAACGAGAAGGCAUUGAUCAAGGAUGCCUCGAAAGAUGGCGAAGAAGCGACGGGCGAGGCAGAAGAAGGCGAUGCCGUGGCACAAAAACCCAAAAAACCCGUGUGGAUGAAGAGUAAGGGCGGCAAAGGAGGCAAAAGUAAGAGUAAAGGAUCAAAACCGAAGGUAAAGGCAGCAGGAAAUGCCGCUACAACGACAACUGCAGCAACAACGACACCGAAUACGGAGAAAAAAUCGAAGAAGGAACGUGAGGAUUCGGAUGACGAGACGUCUGAAAGUGAAAAUGAAGAAGAAGAACGGAAGAAGGAGUCCACAGAUGACGAGAAAAAGUCAAAUGACGACGAUGAUGACCUUGAAUGGGAAAAAUUCCAAAAGAAAUUGAACAAAAAAGAAAAACUGGAGGGAAAAUCUAAAGUGUCUCAUUCAGUUCACAGUCCAUUAUUCCCUGAAGACAAACAAGAAUAUUGGUGGACUUACAUCUGCGAUCGCAAAUCAGGUACACUCCUAACAGCACCGUAUCACGUGACAAAUUUGGUCGAUUACGAAGAAGUUCAGCUUAAAUUCACAGCUCCGCGAUGGGCUGGCGUCUAUACAUUCAAUGUGUGUCUGCGAUCAGAUUCCUACCUCGGAAUGGAUCAACAACUCGACCUUAAGUUAGAUGUUAAGGAAGCCACUGCAAUUCCCACAGAGCUGCCCGAAUGGGAUCUCAGCGAAUCAGAAGCGGAACAGCACGACGAACAAGCUAACGAGAGUGAAUUCACAACAGACUCGUCUGAUGCGGAAGACGAUUAAGCAAAUCGCAUUUCUAGAAAUAUUUUUUUUUAUUUUCCUCAGAGGAAAAUUUAUGAAUGUUGUUAGUUUUUUUCUUCUUUUUUUUAUUAAUUAUUACAAAAAUUUAAUUUCAUGUGGAAUCCAUCACACGAUUUCUUAUUUAUAUAGAAGAUAAGAUGUGUAGGAACGGUAAAUUUGAUGUCAAAGAAAAACAAACAAAAUAUUUAAAUAAAUAGUUAAUUGCUUUAUUUUCUAAAUAAUACGAUAGAAAUUCCUAAAAAAAUAUAGUUUUCCGAUUAUUUUUAAAGAAAUUCAUUGGACUGUAACAUAAAUUUAGAAGAAACAAAAGAAAAAGGAUAUUUUCUUAUAAAAAAUGAUUAAAAUUGAAAUAAAAUGACGCAACUGGCGUUUGCUGGGAGCGAGUUCUAUA
Molecule: messenger RNA, 2724 nt
Organism: Culicoides brevitarsis
Lineage: Eukaryota; Metazoa; Arthropoda; Insecta; Diptera; Ceratopogonidae
Gene: Sec63
Product: translocation protein SEC63 homolog
Exons: 5
Coding region: 69-2315 (748 amino acids)
Biological process (GO): post-translational protein targeting to endoplasmic reticulum membrane; SRP-dependent cotranslational protein targeting to membrane
Cellular component (GO): Sec62/Sec63 complex
Molecular function (GO): transmembrane protein transporter activity; RNA binding
Source: RefSeq, a predicted model, not a curated record